AUGAACGACAGACCAGCGAUCGGCGCAGAGGGCAUCGUCACGGUGCAGAUUCACCUGUCAUCGUUUUGGCCACAGAAUCCUGCAGCCUGGUUUACACACGUGGCGGCCAUCUUCACCUUUCGGCGCAUUACUUCGCAACAAGCGAAGUUUUACCACGCUGUCUCCGCACUCUCAACGGAGGUGGUUGCGGAGUUCUACGACGUUGUAGACGCGCCCCACGAAACCACCCCCUAUGAACACUUUAAAACGACGGUGCUGCACCGCACGUCUGUGUCUGUGCGCAUGCAGGCGUCUUCAGCAGCUUCUCAACGAAGAGGAGCUCGGCAACUGCGACCGUCGGAACUUCUACGUCGCAUGCAGCGGCUUCUCAGUGACAGUAGUAGGCUGGACGCAAACAGCCCGCUGCUGCGAGAACUGCUCCUUCAGCACAUGCCGCAGAAUGUGGUUAUUGCCUUGGCUACCGCCCCAGACGACCUGUCCCUCGACAAGCUGGCGGAGCUGGCCGAUCGCGUCGUUGACUAUUCAGCAAGAAGUACUGUGGUGACGGCAUCUACCAUUCCGCUGUCGCAACUCGAAGACCGGCAGUCUCGCCUUGAGCAACUGAUCGACGACCUUGCCGAGACUGUUGAUGCACUACGGCCCCCGUCCCACCCUCGCCGAGGAGACCGCGAUUCCCGUUCCAGAUUGUCUCCUAGGUCUAGCUCCCGUUCAAGCCCUCGUCGCCGCGUAUACUGCUGGUACCACAGCAACUUCUGUGACAGCGCACGUCAGUGCCGUUCCCCUUGCGGCUGGCAGGGAAACAAACCGCAGAGCCACUGA
Messenger RNA from Dermacentor silvarum, 819 nucleotides. RefSeq lists its product as uncharacterized. The record is from RefSeq and is a predicted model, not a curated record. Lineage: Eukaryota; Metazoa; Arthropoda; Arachnida; Ixodida; Ixodidae. The transcript has a single exon. Bases 1 to 819 code for a protein of 272 amino acids.